CACCCCCUGAGUGGCGUGUUGGACCGGUUGGUGGUGCAGCUGUUCAACUGUGAGGAGGUGACACACAGGCUGGUUCAGGAGCGCGGGGUGCUGCCGGCGCACCUGCGGGUGAUGGGCGCCCUCACAGCGGCUUUCAGGGAGCGGCUGGGAGGCGGAGCGAGAGGGGGGCAGGCAGGCGAUGAGGAGGAACAAGAAGAGGAGGGCGAGGAGGAGGGGGCGGUGGGAGAGGCGCGGGCGGGGCAGGUGGAGGGCGCCCUGGAUGCGCUGCGUCGCCUGGCCUCGGACUUGAGCACCCUGGUGCACCACGGCGGGGCGGCGGAGCACCUGCUGACCCAUGGGUCGCUGUGGCGGAGGGGCUUUCUGGAGGGCUGCGUGGCGCCGCUGCAGUAUCUGCUGCCGCACCGCCGGCGGGUGCGCGGGGAGCUGCGGGAGGUGCUGGCGGCCCGGGUGCCCCGGGGCUGGGGCGCGGAGGUGCCGCUGAUGGCCUGCGUGUGGGAGCUGCUGGGAUCGCUGGCAGGCGGGGCGGAGGCGGCAGCAGCGGGGAACACGGCGGCAGCAG
This is a messenger RNA of Astrephomene gubernaculifera, 559 nucleotides long. The record is from the annotation of a GenBank genome assembly. NCBI's taxonomy places the organism in Eukaryota, Viridiplantae, Chlorophyta, Chlorophyceae, Chlamydomonadales, Astrephomenaceae.